Messenger RNA from Salarias fasciatus (jewelled blenny), 4716 nucleotides. RefSeq names its product lactase-phlorizin hydrolase-like. Bases 1 to 4716 code for a protein of 1571 amino acids. Gene Ontology annotation, molecular function: lactase activity. Gene Ontology annotation, biological process: carbohydrate metabolic process. The transcript has 12 exons. Lineage: Eukaryota; Metazoa; Chordata; Actinopteri; Blenniiformes; Blenniidae. The record is from RefSeq and is a predicted model, not a curated record.
AUGAGUGACCUCAGAAACAGUUACCAAACUGUGUGGGACAAGUUUAGAGAUCAAACUGCAGCUGAUCGAGAUGCUUUCCUGACUGACUCAUUCCCUGCUGGCUUCCAGUGGGCAACAUCCAGUGAGUCCUUCAAGGUUGAAGGAGGAUGGUCAAAGGGAGGAAAGGGUGAGACCAUUUGGGACCGUUUCGGGCAUCAAGGCCAAGCUUUUGAAAAUCAAACUGCUGACCUCGCAUGUGACAGUUACCACAAGGUGGAUUAUGAACUGUACCUCCUGCGAGGUCUCCAAGUCAACACCUUCCAGUUUUCUAUCUCCUGGGCCCGUAUUUUCCCUUCAGGCCACAAUGACAGCCAAUCAGAGGAUGGGGUUCUCUACUAUAACAGCCUCAUCGACGCUCUCAUUGAAUCAGGCAUCAAACCUAUUGUCACUCUCUACCACUGGGAUCUGCCCCAGGUUCUCCAGGACAGAGGUGGGUGGACUGACGCUUCCAUUGUCGAGGCCUUCAAAGAGUAUGCAGAUUUUUGUUUUUCUGAAUUUGGGGACCGGGUCAAGACCUGGAACACAUUCAGUAGUCCCUGGGUGGUGAGCCAUGCUGGAUAUGGCACCGGUGAACAUGCUCCUAGUGUCAAGGACUACGUGACUGCAGCCUAUCAGGUCACUCACAAUAUUCUGAAGUCCCAUGCUGAAGCCUGGCAUGUCUACAAUGACAAGUACAGAACGGCACAACAAGGUCAAGUGGGCAUCGCAUUAAACGCUGACUGGGCAGAACCAGCAGAUCCCCACAAAUCUGAAGAUGUUGCUGCCACAGAGCGCUACCUUGAGUUUAUGCUGGGCUGGUUUGCACAUCCCAUAUUUGGAGCCGGAGACUAUCCUUCAAUUCUGAAAACUCAAAUUGAAGAGAAAAGAGCAGCAUGUCCAUUCUCUGUGCCUGCAAUACUACCAACGUUCACUUCUGAAGAGAUGAAGAGAAUUGUUGGCACGGCUGACUUUUUUGGACUGAACCAUUACACCUCCCGGGUAAUCACACACAAUAAUGGUGGCUGCGUCGCAGGUCCUGAGGGGGUGGGUAACUUCAGAUCAGAUGUGCACCCCUCAGGGAAUGCCACAGCCUCUGACUGGAUCUCCUCUGUGCCUUGGGGCCUGAGAAGGCUUCUAAACUACAUUUCAACAGUGUACUUACAAACUAGGAAAGUACCAAUCUAUAUAACUGGGAAUGGGAUGCCAACAGAGAACACUGGGGACAUCAUCAAUGAUCAAAGCAGAAUACAGUACUUGAGGAGCUACAUCAACGAGGCAUUGAAAGCUGUAAAACAGGACAAUGUAGAUGUGCAGAGAUUUACUGUACAGUCACUUCUGGAUGGCUUUGAAGGUCCACAAGGCUACAGCGAACGUUUUGGUCUGCAUUAUGUCAACUUCGAUCUGCCUGACAGACCCAGGACCCCAAGACAGUCUGCCUACUUUUACUCAGAGGUCAUUGAGAAAAAUGGUUUUGCUCCACAAAACACAGUCUUUCAUAGUUCACAAGAGAAAAAGCUGAAGUCAAAGAAAGUAGGACCACUGCCACCGUCCACCGUCCCAUCCAGUGCCACAGAUGUUUGGAGAAAGUUCACAGGUCAAACAACUUAUGAGAAGAAGCUCUAUCACUAUGGCACUUUCCCAGAAGACUUCAGCUGGGGAGUUUCUUCUUCAGCUUACCAGAUUGAAGGUGGCUGGAAUGCUGAUGGGAAAGGGCCCAGUGUCUGGGAUACCUUUGCUAAUGCACCUGGUAGUGGUAUCCCUGAGGGUGCCAAUGGAAGUACAACCUGUGAUAGUUACAACAGAUUCAAUGAAGAUCUUUACAUGCUGCGAGGUCUGAGGGUAAACUCAUACAGAUUUUCUAUUUCCUGGUCCAGGAUCUUUCCUAAUGGAAGGCUUUCCUCCCUGAACCAGAAAGCGGUUGACUAUUACAACAAUCUCAUUAACAGCCUUGUAGCAGCAAAUAUCUCCUCGAUGGUAACACUUUAUUAUUAUGACCUCCCUAAUGCUUUGCAAACUGAGCUGAAUGGCUGGGAAAAUCCUGAAAUGAUUGAUGUUUUUAAUGACUAUGCUGACUUCUGUUUUGCCACUUUUGGUGACAGAGUGAAAUUUUGGAUAACUUUCCAGCAGCCUGACACAAUUGCUUGGUUAGGAUAUGGAACUGGACAGUAUCCUCCCAGGAUUAGAAAUCCAGGAACAGCACCAUACCAAGUUGCACACAACCUGAUUAAAGCUCACGCUACAGCUUACCAUACAUAUGAUGAUAAGUACCGUGCUUCCCAAGGUGGCAAAGUCUCCAUUGCCCUGAAUGCUGAUUGGAUCGAGCCUGUUGAUGUUAAUAAUCCCCGUGAGGUAUACGCUGCUGACCGUGCAAUGCAAUUCCAAUUAGGUUGGUUUGCCCACCCCAUUUUCAAGAAUGGUGACUAUCCUGAUGCACUGAAGUGGCAAGUUGGAAACAAAAGUGAACUCCAAGAACUUUCAGAGUCAAGACUACCUUCCUUCAGUGAAGAAGAAAAGAGCUUAAUUCAGGGAACUGCUGACAUGUUAUGUGCAAAUCAUUACACUACACAAAUAGCAACCCAUGUAAUAAGUCAGACUACCCCCCCAUCGUUUGAAUAUGACAGGGACUUUGAACUUGCUGAGGAAAGUGAUGCACCAAGCACAGUCAUUGAUGGGCAGAGAGCUGUGGCUUGGGGCUUGAGAAGACUUCUUAACUGGAUCAAAGAGGAAUAUGGAAAUCCAGAGAUUUAUAUCACUGAAAAUGGAGUGGCCACAGAUUCAACAACAACAUUUGAUGACACAGACAGAAUCUUUCUCUACAAAACCUACAUUGAUGAGGCUUUAAAGGCUCACAAUCUGGAUGGAGUGAAUGUGAAAGGAUAUGUGGCAACAUCUCUCAUGGAUUCCUUUGAGUGGCUCAGAGGAUACGAACUUGGAUUUGGUCUACACCAUGUUGAUUUCACAAACCCCAGCCGGCCAAGGACACCAAAGCGCUCUGCACAUUACUACUACCAAGUCAUUAAAGACAAUGGCUUCCCAAUGCCAGAUGACGAGAAGACUCUUUAUGGAUUUUUUCCAGAAGAUUUUCGUUGGAGCACUGCCAGUGCUGCUCAUCAGAUCGAAGGAAGCUGGAGAACCCAUGGAAAAGGAAUGAGCAUCUGGGACAAGUUUGCUCAUACUCCUUAUAGAGUGUCCAACUUCGACACUGGGGAUAUUGCUUGUGACAGCUACAACAAGAUUGACGAGGAUGUGGAAGUGCUCAAGAAGCUGAAAGUGACCAACUAUCGAUUUUCUAUCUCCUGGCCCAGAGUCCUGCCUGAUGGCACGAACAAAUACAUCAACGAAGAGGGACUGAACUACUACAGCAGAUUAAUAGAUGCCUUGCAUGCAGAAAACAUCCUUCCACAGGUCACCUUGUACCACUGGGACCUUCCCUUGGCCCUACAGAGAUUGGGAGGCUGGGAGAAUGAAACCAUAGUCCAGCGUUUCAAAGAAUAUGCUGAUGUUAUAUUCGAGAGACUUGGGCACAAAGUGAAGUUUUGGAUCACUCUCAAUGAACCAUACAUUGUGGCCAACCUUGGCUAUGGAUAUGGCACUUUUGCUCCAGGUAACAGCUUCUCUUAUCAGUACAUUGCAGCUCACAACCUGCUCAAGGCUCAUGCUGAGGUUUGGCAUCUUUAUAAUGACAAGUAUCGUGCAACACAAAACGGGCUUAUUUCCAUCACCAUCAAUUCGGACUGGGCAGAGCCAAGAAACCCUUACAAGGAAGAGGACAUUGAUGCAGCUCAGCGCUACAUACAGUUCUUCAUUGGCUGGUUUGCCAAUCCUGUCUACAAUGGAGAUUAUCCUGAGAUCAUGAAAACAAUCAUUCGUGAGAGAAGUCUUGCUGCAGGACUUCCAGAAUCACGUCUUCCAGAGUUUACCCCUGCUGAAAUCGAGAGGAUCAAGGGGACUCAUGAUUAUUUUGGCUUUAACCAUUACACAACUGUCCUUGCAUAUCAUUCUCCCAGAUUGAAUCUGCAGGAUUAUGAAGGCGAUCGCAAAGUGGAAACUGUUGCGGAUCGUUCCUGGAUCGAGUCUGGCUCUUUCUGGUUGAAGAUCACACCUUUUGGAUUCAGGAAACUUCUUAAGUUCAUCAAGGAUAAUUAUGGAAACCCACCCAUCUAUGUGACGGAGAAUGGGAUCUCAGAACGAGGAGAAGUGAAUCUCAACGACCUUCGCAGAAUACACUACUAUGAGACCUACAUUAAUGCAGCUUUGAAAGCCAAAACACUGGAUGGAGUUGAUCUGAGAGGAUACACCGCCUGGUCACUAAUGGACAACUUUGAGUGGGCUUCUGGCUACGAUGAGCAGUUUGGACUUUUCUAUGUAAACCGUUCUGACUUCAACCUUCCGAGAAUCCCCAAAGCAUCAGCCUCUCGUUAUGCCUCCAUCAUCUCCUGCAACGGUUUUCCAGAUCCAGCCAGUGGACCCCAUGCCUGUUUGGAGUCUGAUGGUAAGACAACCCAGAACCUUGAGAACAAAGUGGACUUUUUGGGUUUGGAGCUUCUCGCGCAAGAUGCAGAAGUGGCCCUUUAUGUCCUGUUUGCAUUUGUUCUUGUAGGUGUAGUCAUUAUUGCUGUUGCCGUUUUUGGGCUCUUGAAAGCUAAAAAGAAAGUGAAAAAAGUGAAGGCUGAGAACUUAAAGAUGGACAAAAUGUGA